AUGGAUUCCCAAGGACGAAAAGUUGUAGUUUGCGAUAAUGGCACAGGGUUUGUCAAGUGUGGAUAUGCAGGUUCAAAUUUUCCUGCACACAUAUUCCCAUCUCUUGUUGGGCGGCCGAUUAUCAGAUCUACAGCUAAAGUUGGGAAUAUUGAAAUCAAGGAUUUGAUGGUUGGAGAUGAAGCCAGCCAACUGAGAUCUAUGCUGGAGGUCACCUACCCAAUGGAUAAUGGAAUAGUUCGUAACUGGGAGGACAUGAUUCAUAUUUAUGAUCAUACAUUUGGCAAAGAUCGCCUUAACAUUGAUACAAGGAAUGCACGAAUUUUGCUGACAGAACCACCCAUGAACCCAAUGAAGAACAGGGAGAAGAUGAUUGAGGUAAUGUUUGAAAAAUACCAGUUCCAGAGUGUCCACAUUGCUAUUCAAGCAGUACUAACCUUGUAUGCACAAGGUCUUUUGACUGGAGUGGUAGUUGAUUCAGGUGAUGGCGUGACUCACAUUUGUCCUGUGUAUGAUGGUUUCUCACUCCCACAUCUCACUCGCCGUCUGGAUAUAGCCGGCCGAGAUAUUACUCGUUACCUCAUUAAGCUGCUGCUGUUGAGAGGGUAUGCCUUCAAUCACUCUGCUGAUUUUGAGACUGUUCGGAUGCUGAAAGAGAAGUUGUGCUACGUAGCAUAUGAUGUUGAGCAGGAGCAAAAGCUGGCAUUGGAAACUACCGUCUUGGUGGAGUCCUACACUCUACCAGAUGGUCGUGUGAUCAAGGUUGGAGGAGAGCGCUUUGAAGCCCCGGAGGCACUUUUUCAACCUCAUCUGAUCAAUGUAGAUGGUGUGGGAGUUGCAGAACUUCUGUUCAAUACCAUUCAAGCAGCAGACCUGGAUAUACGCUCUGACUUCUAUAAGCAUAUAGUUCUUUCAGGCGGAUCUACGAUGUACCCAGGUCUUCCAUCACGCUUGGAGCGGGAAAUCAAGCAGUUGUAUCUGGAACGAGUGCUCAAAGGAGACACAUCUAGACUUUCUAAAUUUAAAAUCCGCAUUGAAGAUCCUCCAAGGCGUAAGCAUAUGGUGUUCUUAGGUGGCUCAGUGCUGGCAGAUAUCAUGAAAGACAAAGAUGACUUCUGGAUGAUGAGACAGGAAUAUCAGGAGAAAGGUGUGCGUGUUCUGGACAAGCUCAUGAAGCCUACUACUAGCUAGGUAGAUUUGUUUCAGAGGUCAGCCAUUGCAAAACAUCUGUAUUUUAGUAUGAUUAUGCUGUGAAAGAGGGUUAGGGAAAAGAACUUUGCUAUAUCAGCAUUGUGGGGUAAACUCCAGCUGAACAAAUGUGAUAGCCAUAUUAUUCUGGCUCUUGAAAAAGCUGAUAGAAUCCACAAUGACACAAGAGCAGCAACAAUCUAGAUUCUGGGUUUUGUGCAGUAAUAACAGUUACAGUUAUGACAACUUGUUUUAGGCUACAUUAAUUUUUUUAACCCCAAAGACAUUAAAGGCUAUUUCAGUUCUGGGUGAAAUAUAUUGUUGAAGCGAGCCACACUUUGGAAAAGUCGAGGUUCAGAAUGCCUGAUUUGAUUGCUAAUGGUGUAUGAUAAAGACGUGAGAAUUUUAGUCUUUAUUGUUUGGACCAUUAUGUUUAGUUAUCAUGUUAUUGCUUCCACAUUCUUUAUAAUAUUAAGUUAUUUUUCUGAGAAAAUUUUUCUAUUGUGCAUAAAGACUUGUUAUACUAUUACGAGUUCUUUUACUAGUAUAACUCAAAGAACGAGUGGGUGUGAAUGACUAGUUCAGCUUGCAAUUUGGAUUGUACAGUUUCUUGAGCAUUGCAAUAAUUUCUGCAAAUGGUUGAGCAAGUUGAACUCUAAAACAUUUUGCCAAAAUCCCUUUGGUGUAACAUGUAUCAUGUGGCAAGUUUUAUACAUUUGUAGAACAUACGAAGCUAUGUGCUGAUCUUUGAUCCUCCAGCAAAUAUCUGGUUGCAAAAGUCACAGCCUAGCUUUACUCUUCGUUCUUGCAUCUACACAACUGCCUAUAUUACUUCAUUUAACACAUUUCAUUGUAUUAUGUAAAUUAAAAUGCAUUAAACUUGCCUUACAACUUUUAUUUUAA
Molecule: messenger RNA, 2088 nt
Organism: Pomacea canaliculata
Lineage: Eukaryota; Metazoa; Mollusca; Gastropoda; Architaenioglossa; Ampullariidae
Product: actin-related protein 2
Exons: 8
Coding region: 1-1188 (395 amino acids)
Biological process (GO): Arp2/3 complex-mediated actin nucleation
Cellular component (GO): Arp2/3 protein complex; actin cortical patch
Molecular function (GO): actin filament binding
Source: RefSeq, a predicted model, not a curated record